Xenopus laevis (African clawed frog) is the source of this 1190-nucleotide messenger RNA. It is a transcript of the gene efhd2.L, whose product is annotated as EF-hand domain family member D2 L homeolog. NCBI's taxonomy places the organism in Eukaryota, Metazoa, Chordata, Amphibia, Anura, Pipidae. The record is from RefSeq and is marked provisional. Gene Ontology annotation, molecular function: calcium ion binding.
GGAGCGUACACCUCUAUGGCUUCAGACGACGAGCUCGCUUCCCAGCUGAACAGGCGACUGAGGAUGGAAGAUCACGGAGGGGACGCGGUGCCCGAGCAGCCCCGGAGGCGGGAGCAGUCCCCCUGCAUGAGGGUGUUUAACCCUUACACCGAGUUCAAGGAGUUCACUAGGAAACAGAUCAAGGACAUGGAGCAGAUGUUCAGACAAUUUGAUGCAGGACAUGAUGGCUUCAUUGACCUCAUGGAGUUGAAACUCAUGAUGGAGAAACUGGGAGCCCCACAGACACACCUUGGACUCAAAAAUAUGAUCAAAGAAGUGGAUGAAGACUUUGAUGGGAAACUCAGUUUCAGGGAGUUCCUUUUAAUCUUCCGCAAGGCAGCAGCCGGGGAGUUGGAGGAAGACAGUGGGCUGCACGCUCUGGCGCGACUCUCUGAGAUUGACGUCUCUAUUGAAGGUGUAAAAGGAGCCAAAAGCUUUUUUGAGGCUAAGGUACAGGCCAUCAAUCACGGGAGCCGAUUCGAACAAGAGAUCAAAGCAGAACAAGAGGAAAAGAAGAGACAAGCAGAAGAGAAAGAACAGCGGAAAGCGGCAUUUAAAGAACUGCAAUCUGCCUUUAAGCCAUAAACCAGAGUGGAAUAUUUUCAUAGCAUGCAGAGAAACAAAUAUACAGAUAUUCUAAAGAUCUCUAUUUAUUGCUUAAGGUUGAACGGACCAAUAAAGUGAAUCAUUUUUAUUAGCAGAUCCAUUUUUUUAUUUUUCAGUUGCAGACGCAAUAUUUUUUUACGUCAUUUUAUUGCAGGUUUUUUUGGUCAAACGUGUAAAUAAAAAAAGGGAUCUGGGCAACACUGAAAGUGCUUCUUUCUAAUAAGUAAUGAGAGCACUCACCUUUAGUGGACUUUCUACUGAAAUUGUACCUAAGAAACAGCCUAAAGCAGGUAUUUUAUGUCCCGGCCCUUCAGUUGGGGACUACAAUUCCCAGUCUGCACAGGCAGGGUAAAUGACAGCUGAUAUUGAGAUGCCUGAUAUAGAGAAACACAUUGUGUGACUUAUUUUGUGGAAUAUUUUUGUAGUGUGUGAUUGCAAUACUCGGCUUUAUCUUCAUAAAGUAUAAAUAUCUAUAAUGUAAGUGAACCCAUCACCACAGGUUGUCUUGAUGGUAAAUGAAAGAGCAUUAAAAAAAUGUGCAAGUA